This is a messenger RNA of Entrophospora candida, 972 nucleotides long. The record is from the annotation of a GenBank genome assembly. NCBI's taxonomy places the organism in Eukaryota, Fungi, Glomeromycota, Glomeromycetes, Entrophosporales, Entrophosporaceae.
AUUUGGAUCCAAGACUUUCCCGUGCAUUAUCGAAACUUAAUUUUCAUAAACCUACACUCAUUCAAGCAAAAACUAUUCCUUUAGCUUUAUCCGGAAAAGAUAUAUUAGCAAGAGCAAGAACAGGAAGUGGUAAAACAGCUGCUUACUGUUUGCCCAUUAUUCAAAAAAUAUUGAAUGUAAAAGAAAGUAUUUCCGAGUAUUCUUCAGAACGCAUGGCAACACGAGCACUUAUUCUUGUUCCAACACGGGAACUUGCAGAACAAAUAACAAAGCAUAUUAAUGAUUUUCUGCUCUAUUGUUCUAAAGAAGUAAAGGUUAUAAAUAUUGCUAAUAAUACACCCUUACAACUUCAAAGACCAAUAUUAUCAGAAUUACCUGAUAUAGUUGUCUCGACACCAAGUAGAGUUUUGGCACAUCUUGAAUCACAAAGUCUUGUAAUUAAUAACUCACUUGAAUCACUUGCUAUUGAUGAAGCUGAUCUCAUACUUUCAUAUGGAUACGAGGAAGAUAUAAUGAAAAUUUUGACCUAUAUACCAAAAAUGUUCCAAUGUUACUUGAUGAGUGCCACAUUGUCUAAGGAUGUAGAAAAUCUUAAACAUUUAUUAUUGCGUAAUCCAGCAAUAUUAACAUUACAUGAACAAGAUGAACCUAAUUUGCUCACUCAAUAUUGUAUUAGAUGCUCAGAAAUAGACAAAUUUCUAUUAAUAUAUGUUGUGUUAAAGCUUGGUCUUAUCAAAGGCAAAUGUCUCAUAUUUGUAAAUGAUAUAGAUCGAUGUUAUCGUCUUAAAUUAUUUUUAGAACAAUUUUCAAUUAAAAGCUGUGUAUUAAACUCUGAAUUACCUUUAAAUUCCAGGUUUCAUAUUGUACAGGAAUUUAAUAAAGGAAUAUAUGAUUAUAUUAUUGCAACUGAUGAAAGUGAUUUAAAAAGUGAAAAAGACAGUGAUAAUGAAUCAAUUGAGGAAAAUGAUGAUG